UUGCCUCCUUCCUUUGUCUAUAUAUACAAAGGCACUUGCUAGGCCAUAAUGGCACAACCCUAGAUAGGAGAUCAACACUUUGUUCCUCCAUGAGCAAAGGCAACAACACAAUGAGCUUGAAAGCUCUAACGUUAUGGUGCAUUUGGUUGUGUUUGUUGCAAGUGUCAUUAGGAGCAGUGAGGCACUACAAGUUUGAUGUAGAGUACAUGCUCCAUGGACCAGAUUGCCAUGAGCAUGUUGUCAUGGGAAUCAAUGGCCACUUUCCUGGUCCAACCAUUAGAGCUCAAGUUGGAGACACACUUGAUAUUGCACUCACCAAUAAACUCUCCACAGAAGGAACAGUUAUUCACUGGCAUGGAAUUAGACAGUAUGGAACACCUUGGGCAGAUGGAACUGCUGCCAUUUCGCAGUGUGCUAUCACUGCUGGAGAAACUUUUCAUUACAGAUUUGUCGUUGACAGGCCGGGCACAUACUUGUACCAUGGACACUAUGGUAUGCAAAGAGCAGCAGGGUUGUAUGGUUCUCUGAUAGUGGAUUUAGCAAAGGGAGAAAAGGAACCAUUCCAUUAUGAUGGUGAGUUCAACCUUUUGCUGAGUGAUUGGUGGCACAAAAGCACACAUGUUCAAGAAGUUGGCCUCUCCUCCAUUCCAUUCAAAUGGAUUAACGAGCCUCAGUCUUUGCUUAUUAAUGGAAGAGGACAAUACAAUUGUUCCAUGGCAGCCAAUCUUAUGAAUACGACCUUGCCCCAAUGCAAGUUCAGAGGUAAUGAAGAAUGUGCACCCCAGAUUCUCCAUGUCGAUCCAAACAAGACCUACAGGAUCAGGAUCGCUAGUACCACUUCCUUAGCAUCUCUCAACUUUGCCAUUGGGAAUCACAAAUUGGUGGUGGUGGAAGCUGAUGGAAACUACGUGGAACCUUUCAGUGUUGAUGACAUAGACAUAUAUUCAGGGGAUAGUUACUCAGUCCUCCUCACAACAAAUCAAGACCCAAAGAAAAACUAUUGGGUUUCAAUUGGUGUUAGAGGAAGAAAACCCAACACCCCACAAGGCUUAACCAUCCUAAACUACAAAACAAUCUCAGCCUCAGCUUUUCCCACUUCUCCACCACCUGUCACACCUCGAUGGGACGAUUACGAUCGUAGCAAAGCAUUCACUAAAAAGAUCUUUGCUCUCAAGGGAACCGAACAACCUCCACUUCACUAUGACCGUAGGCUUGUUCUUCUCAACACACAAAACCUUGUGAAUGGAUACACCAAGUGGGCCAUUAACAAUGUCUCCUUAACAUUACCAUCAACUCCUUACCUUGGCUCCAUUAAGUUUGGACUCAACGGUGCCUUUGACGCAAAAAGUCCUCCCGACAAUUUCUCAGCUGAUUAUGACAUACUAAAUCCUCCUUCAAACCCCAAUUCAAAUAUUGGGAGUGGGGUUUACAUGUUUCGAUAUAACCAAGUGGUUGAUGUGAUUCUGCAAAACGCCAAUGUGUUGUCGGGGACACAUAGUGAGAUUCACCCUUGGCAUUUGCAUGGGCAUGACUUUUGGGUCUUGGGGUAUGGAGAGGGGAAAUUCAAAGUGGGUGAUGAGAGAAAAUUCAACUUGAAGAACCCUCCUUUGAGGAACACUGCAGUUAUAUUCCCUUAUGGUUGGACUGCUUUGAGGUUUAAGGCUGAUAAUCCUGGUGUUUGGGCCUUCCAUUGUCACAUUGAGCCUCAUUUGCAUAUGGGAAUGGGUGUCAUUUUUGCUGAGGCUGUUCAUAAGGUGAAUAGUAUACCUAGAGAUGCUCUAGCAUGUGGCGUUCUCAAGAAGAUGUUCAUCAAUAAGAAACACAACUGAAACUAGUACCAACUUGUGUUUCACCUUAGUUCGUUUGGUUUAUCUUUCUCUCAUCCUUGUUUUGUUGCACCCACGUUGUGCUUUUGUUAGAGGGUAGGUAGCUAGGCCUCUUGACUACCUUCGUGUAGGAUAGUCAUGUCUUGUUUCCCCAACUCUGUUGUACUUCUUUUCUUUGCUAAUGUGUGUGUACUUUUAAAUUUAUGACAAAUGUGUUUAUUA
This is a messenger RNA of Cajanus cajan (pigeon pea), 2048 nucleotides long. Its product is annotated as Plant L-ascorbate oxidase. NCBI's taxonomy places the organism in Eukaryota, Viridiplantae, Streptophyta, Magnoliopsida, Fabales, Fabaceae. Gene Ontology annotation, molecular function: oxidoreductase activity; copper ion binding. The record is from RefSeq and is a predicted model, not a curated record. Gene Ontology annotation, cellular component: plasmodesma; extracellular region.